CUCAUGGAAACAAAUAAAACCAGGUGUUUGUAAUUUUGCAAUAGUCGGUGAGAAUCAUUGGUUGCUUUGGAGUAGAAGGUCAGCAGAAAUCGAUGAAAGACAGGGCAGGGAUGGCAGGUUGCGACAUUGAAUAACAAGCAACGCAGACCACGGGCUUUCUGGGUCGACAUUAUCGUUAAUGGAAACGUCUACAGGAAUGGAACUUGACUUUAUUCCAAUUUCCAAAAUACAAUGGCCGUGCAAGGUGAAAAGGUUUUUCUCUCCGUGUUGCUGUGGUGCACCCUCUCGUUUUUGUCGGUGCGCGGGGACAUGCUCCUCCGAUCUGUGGGGUUUUCCCAGCCGGCGACUUCCAACGUGGCGCUGACGAACCACGUCCUGAAGAGCCUGCGCGGCGUGCGAUCCACGGGACGAUGCCUGGCUCACUGCCUGCCGUCGCCACUUUGCGUUGCCGUCAACUACAAGGAGGCGGCGGGCACAUGCGAACUGAGCACUAGCAGGAAGGAUGAGUAUCCCGACGACUUGGUCAGUGAGGUUGGAUGGCAAUACUACGAGAAGGUGUUGCCUGUUGUGGAGAACCUUUUUUCGAUACCAAUGGAUUCUUACUUGCAGACAACAGCAAAAAUGCCGACCUUAGAACCGACGACUAAAACUCCAACAACCGAAAUGCCUACGACGACCGAGAUACCUACAACCACCAGGAUGUUUACUACCGAAAUGUCCAUGACGACCGAAAUACCUACAACAACCAGGAUGUUUACUACCGAAAUGUCCAUGACGACCGAAAUACCUACAACAACCAGGAUGUUUACUACCGAAAUGUCCAUGACGACCGAGAUACCUACCACCGAAAUGCUAAUGACGACUGAAGAGACGACAACUGAAGCGCCAACAACUGUACACGUGACUACUGAAAAGCCGCCCGUCGAUUGCUGGGAUAUACACAGCAGUUCACCGACCAGCCCGAGUGGCGAGUACGCCGUAUAUCCGAAAGCUUGGGAGAACCAACUGUUAAAAGUGUAUUGUGAUAUGACAACGGACCUUGGUGGAUGGACGGUGUUUCAGAGGAGACUGGAUUCAUCGCAGAAUUUCUACCUGGACUGGAACUCUUACAAGGUUGGAUUUGGCGCCAUUGGCGGUAGCUUCUGGCUUGGCAAUGAUGCUCUCAACGUCCUGACGAGCCAAGGUGCUUAUCAGCUACGCAUCGAGCUGGAGUCGUACGACUCGGUUAAAACCUUUGUGAAGUACGGCUACGUCAGUGUGGCGGACGAGGCUCGUAACUAUAGACUCAACGUCACCAGCUUUUAUGGUUCGUACACAGCAGAUGAUGCAUUGUCUGCCGACAGCGGCCAAGCCUUCACGACUAAGGACGUGGACAAUGACAACGACGGUGACAGACAGUGCGCUCAGGCGUUGCAGUCGGCUUGGUGGUUCGGCUCUUGCGGCUACUGCCACCUGAACGGGCCCUACCAGGGCAGCGCCAGUGUGCCCAGCAGAGGGGUCGGGCUUAUCUGGGGGCCCUGGCUCGGCUACUACGAGUCGCUGAAAUUCACUGAGAUGAAAAUCCGACCGAUUAGUGCACAACCCAUUCCCAAAGACUGCUGGGACCUUUACCAGAGCGGACACUCCUCCAGCGGUGUCUAUACCAUCUACGUGACUGGCAGGCCCGAAGGAUUGACGGUACUCUGCGACAUGGAAUUUGACGGUGGCGGGUGGACGACAAUUCAGAAGCGCGAGAUAGGCGACCUGGACUUCUACCGCGGCUGGGCUGACUACAAAGCCGGCUUUGGCACCGUGGACACCGAGUCGGAUUUCUGGCUCGGCUUGGACGACAUUCACCUUCUGACUAAUCAGGAUUCGUAUCAAAUUCGCAUCAUCUUCGUUAGCUGGGGAAACAUAUUUGGAUACGCCAGGUAUAGUGAGUUUCGAAUCAACAACGAAGCGGACAAUUACCGAUUAACUAUUGGCGGGUAUGCUGGUAAUGCAGGCGAUUCGCUGAUAACCUAUCACAAUGGAAUGCCGUGGUCAACUCUGGACAGGGACAACGACAAGGACGCCCGGCAGUGCGCGCAGGUCAUGCGAGGUGCGUGGUGGUAUAACAACUGCCAAACGUCCAACCUGAACGGGCCGUACGUGGAAUAUCCCGGCUACCUGAGUACCAACGGCCAAGGCAUUAUAUGGAGCUCUUGGCCUGGACAAGACGACUCCCUGGCUAAGGUGCAGAUGAAAAUUAGACCAACCAACAUUGGUUAUUAAAAUCGGAUUAGACAAAAUGAAGCGUUCUCUUAAGUUGCUGCGUGCUUCGUUGGUAUUGGACGUCGUAGUUUUUGAAAAGAAAACAUGUAUAUAUUUAAUAUUUAUCCAGCUGACUGAUUGGUCACGUCCAAAACAGUAAACUUACGACUUCAAAAUCUACUCAACCUUUGGGUAAUUAUUGCUUAAAUGGUAAAAUCUGCAUUACUGGGACUUGCUUGAAAAAACCUUACAUAAAUGCCGCUUGCAAAAGCAGACAACAAUCCCGCCAAUUGAUUCCCAGUGAUAAUAAGCACCAUCUAUUCCCCUUCCUAGUGGUAUUAAAUGGCCGCUACCACUGAUGUACGUGCCGAGUUUCGAAACAACCUUGCGCUGAGUGGAUGUUUGUGUACAAAACCUUGUGCGCUAAAUUUAAGAAAAAUUUUUGACACUCACUUGACACUGUGAACGAGAUGCCUAAUCCUUUGUUCUAGAACAAACUUUUCUUUUGUCGUUACAGUUGUGUUCACCUUUUUAAAUUUUUGUAUGCGCAGAAUAAGCAGCUCUUUUUCUUACCGAAGUUUCAUGACAAUUUGCACAAGUUUGGGACUCGAAAUCUUGUUAAUAUGAAUUAUAUUCCGUUGCCGUUUUCUGAAUACAGUAGUGCAAUGACUGCAGUGCGGGUUUGGUACGAAUAAAAAAAAUCACUGAAUCGUUACAGAUUAUUAUGCCAGUUUAUUCUGUUACGAUCGUGAGAAAAAUAACCAAUGAAAUCACUGCAACCUCUGCAUUGGUACAAACGCCGAUUAGUGACAUCCAAUCUUUAUUAAAAAAGUUGUUUUUAAUUUCCACAAUCGAUGGUUACUUUAAUUCUCAAUGUAGUCUUGGUCCUGUUUUUGAUGUGACGUGUUUGCGGGUACUCACGACGUGGAGUUUGGGUCUUUGGCUUUGUCUUAUAUUUUAUACAGUGUUCAAAUCGAAAUGGUCGAUAAGCUCGAAUUUAUGGCUCCGCUUCUUAAAGGUCAAACAACUCGAAGUUUGUUUUUAGUAACUUUCGGAUUGAUCCAUUGUUCGCCCAUUGGUCUAUUUUAGAAAGGUCAAACGGUAGUUGAACGUUACAGCAUUGAAGUGUAUAGACUGUUGUUAUUUACAUUACAGGUUUGUAUAAUGGCAAACAAUUUAAAUUGUGCGAUAGCAGUUGAAUCAUUGAAUGCUAUAGUAAUGGUUAGCAAGAAAAAAUGUGAUUUUGGAGGGGCCGAAAAGUAGGCUCUCGGCAUCUGUCCGGUCAAGAGGACAAAGCUUUCUUUCUAAAAGGCCAUCCAACCGGCGUAAAAUCAAAAUAUGGGGGUAGGGGAGUAAAAAAAAAGGGCAAUGAUUGAUUACAGGGCACUUUCUAGGGAAAAUGUCUGGGGACUGGGGUGCACACUUUUUUUAGGGAGCUUCGGAAGCUGAUGAGCUUGGAAAGUUAACACCCCUUUAUACUCCAGUUCGCUAAAUAAUAUAUAUAUAUAUAUAUUAAUAUGUGACUGGAGGUGAUACUGAAUCUGCUUAUAAAAAUUGUGAAUCAGUACUUAAUGUUCUUCAUAAUUUAUGUCGAGAGUCUCAAUUCGAAGCUUGUUUAGGGGCGUGAUUCUUGGGUUUCAUGAACUUUCCCAAAUAGAAAUCAUCAGGUAAUUAUGCUACAGCCAGUCUCCGCACACAAGCACCGCGGUAUAGCAGUGACCGAAAGGGACUUUGAUCCUUGGCGCAGUCCGCCAGGUUCCAAACCGAAGACGCAAAUGGGUUUGUUGGUUUGUGCGCAUUCCAAUGGGUUGGAGAGAGCGUAGGCCUACGCUGCUUUCUGGACUAAGUGCUGGACUCAUUUAAUCAAACAAAAGACCACUUGUAACAAAGCCAUCAAAGUAAACAUGUUACAGUAAAAACCAUGAAACCAUUUUAACUAAAUAAUAAUUAAACAAUUCAGCCUAAAAGCCAUGACAUUUUGAACGCAACCAUUGCCAACAUAAUUACAUGAUUAUUGUUUACACAGGCCUACAAGCAUUUCAUUUGUCACGUUACAUACAACAGAACACCCAUAUAUUCUCAUACAGUUAAUUUGAUAUCACAGUAAUGUUGGCUUUUUGCACCAAUGGCUCGUUAUUAAUUGACAGUCCUUGAAAUGCAACAAUGGGAAGAUAAUUACCCCGCACGGCGAUGACAGAAGUUCUGUCAAUAAUAACAUCGAUAGCCAUAGCAACCGGUAACGGCUCACGGCUCGUCAGCUGAAGAUAGUCACUUUUUCAACGAAACUGUGUUCGAUAUAUACAUGUAUGUACACACAAGAAGUUUGGCAGACCUUGUUUUCGUGUAAAGUACGACAUUCUCCAUUAACCCGCGGGUUCCGCUCACUACGCCAGCUGUAGCCUACCAAUUACCAGGAAACUCAAUUUCACAGCUCGCCCUAUGGUCUACAUCUUAUUGAUAUCGUCUUCACCACCGGUAUCACCUUGGCAACGUACCCACCGCUUAUUUGUCUACGAAAACCCUGUGGUGCAAUCAGGUUAUGUUUUCAAAAAGUGAGGUUUAUUUUUUGUUCAAAUUCUUAUUUGUGACCUUCAUUUCUUUCGA
Messenger RNA from Acanthaster planci (crown-of-thorns starfish), 4836 nucleotides. RefSeq lists its product as uncharacterized. NCBI's taxonomy places the organism in Eukaryota, Metazoa, Echinodermata, Asteroidea, Valvatida, Acanthasteridae. The record is from RefSeq and is a predicted model, not a curated record.